AUGAAGGCCGCACCACCGGAUACUGAGAUCCCUUACGAUGGCAGUGAGUCCUAUAGUCUCUGGUCCCAGUACAUGCUCGACCCCGUCUCGUGAUCGCCCCGCUCCGGUGUCUUGCGGACUCCGCAAUUUGCCCGGUUUGGCACUGGGCAGUCGCCCGCAGUGGGGAAUCUCAGGAAUCCCCACUUUGUGCCAGGCCAACAGCAUUUGCAUCGCAAAAGCUGACUCGCGCGCACAUGACCAUGCAACUUAAUCCAUCUCAGAGGAACAUCAAUGGGCACUCAAGAGGGAGACGCGUCUCAACGGAAAGAUCAUCAGCACCAUGCCUAACGUGUUCAUUAUCGGCCUCACGAUCUGGGUCAAUCAAUCGACCUUCGGCCACGAAGCCUACAAAGCCCUGAACCGUUCCUUCUCACCCUACACUAUCAACCUGUGGGGUACCUUCAUCAUCACCAGCGUCGUGUAUUGGAUCGGGGGCUUGAUCUUCAUGGCGUUUGAUCUGUACGACCCUCUACACAACGUAUUGAAACCUUACAAGCUUCAACCGGACAAGCGCGUCUCGGUGGCCGACUACAAGAAGGUAUGCUGGAUCGUCUUGAGGAAUCAAAUGGUCGUUGCCUUGCCUAUGACGUGGGCUAUGGCGACGUAUCGACGUCUUUCGACGACCGCGCCUUUACCGGGGGCGUUCGAGACCUUCUACACGUACAUAUUUUGCACGCUUUGCAUGGAGGCCGGGUUUUUCUACGUUCAUCGCUUGUUCCAUCACCCCAAGUUGUACAAGCAUGUUCACAAGUUGCAUCAUCGUGAGUCAAUCAGAUCGAUGGGUCAAGACUCGGUGUCGUAUCGCGGAACAGGUUGCUGAGCUCGAACUUGCAUGCGCUCCUAUCCUCCGCCUCGCAGAAUUCACCGCCCCCGUCGCGCUCUCCUCGACCUGCUGCACCCUCCCUGAACACCUCUUCAGCAACCUCCUCCCCAUCGUCCUGGGGAUCAUGAUUCUCGGCGCGCACUGGUCCUUGAUGAUCAUGUUCUUCUGCUCGCUCGAGCUCGGCACGCUCAACACCCACUCGGGCUACAACUUUGUCGGCGGCUUCAGCGCGCUCCAACACGAUUGGCAUCACUAUGCUUAUACCGAAAAUUUUGGGCCCACUGGUAAGUUCUUUGAAGAGGACUUUGCACGUCUGUCGGUCAUUCCGCACGAGCAUUGUGUGAUCAGACGUUGGGACGCACUGUGACCUUGUCUCAGAUCGCCUCGUCAACGGUCGAGGUGAUGGGGACCGUGCUCGGGAUUACUGUGCUCGGGAUUACGAGUCAGCUCCCUGUCUGUCUCUCGACUCUAGAGCUCACACCAACGCGCACGGUCGGGUCCUUGUUGACAUCCGUGGGUUUGCCUUUCCCCGCUCUGUACCCUUUCCAGGCAUCUUGGAUAAGAUCUACGGCACCAAUAAGGCUUUCACCUCAUGGAUUGAGGAAUUGACCCGACGGGAGAGCGGGCCAACUGGCUCCAGUGAGGAGGAUGUAAUCUCCCAGGCGAGGAAGGAGUUGGCGAGGAAGGAGGACGCGGGUGAGACAUUCGUACCUAGUGUCUUGUAA
Molecule: messenger RNA, 1587 nt
Organism: Microbotryum saponariae
Lineage: Eukaryota; Fungi; Basidiomycota; Microbotryomycetes; Microbotryales; Microbotryaceae
Source: the annotation of a GenBank genome assembly